UUUUAUUAAUUUAUAUAAAAGUAAAGGGAAAAAAAAUGGUUUAGAUAUAAAUUUGUAUAUAUGCGUUAUAUUUUCAUUUCACUUGACGAGCUUAGAUAAUUUGUUUUGAAGGUGACAAACAACAGCACACCACACAGCAGCGCAUUUUCUUGUUCUUGUUCUUCUUCUAGUUGUUUCCAAUGGAAAAGCUGGAACACCUCAAAUCUGCCGUCGCUGCUCUUUCUGAAAUCAGUGAAAAUGAGAAAAACGGAUUCAUCAACCUUGUCUCCCGCUAUCUCAGUGGAGAAGCUCAGCACAUAGAGUGGAGUAAGAUCCAGACUCCAACUGAUGAAGUGGUUGUUCCUUAUGACACCUUGUCUCCCUCUCCUGAUGAUCCUGCUGAAACCAAGAAGCUCUUGGACAAACUUGUUGUCUUAAAGCUUAAUGGAGGUCUUGGAACCACUAUGGGAUGUACUGGUCCCAAAUCCGUCAUUGAAGUUCGCAAUGGCUUGACUUUUCUUGACCUAAUUGUUAUUCAGAUCGAGAAUCUUAAUUCUAAAUACGGAUGUAAUGUUCCGUUGGUUCUGAUGAACUCAUUCAACACCCAUGAUGACACAUUGAAGAUUGUCGACAAGUACUCAAAUUCAAACAUUGAGAUUCAUACUUUCAAUCAGAGCCAAUAUCCUCGUCUGGUUGUUGAAGAUUUUGCUCCAUUACCAAGCAAAGGCCAGCAUGGCAAGGAUGGAUGGUAUCCUCCUGGUCAUGGUGAUGUGUUCCCAUCUCUAAUGAACAGUGGCAAGCUUGAUGCUUUCUUAUCACAGGGCAAGGAGUAUGUCUUCGUUGCAAACUCAGACAAUCUGGGUGCUAUUGUUGACUUGAAAAUCUUAAACCAUUUGGUCCAAAACAAGAAUGAAUAUUGUAUGGAGGUUACACCCAAAACCCUAGCUGAUGUCAAGGGUGGUACUCUUAUUUCUUAUGAAGGAAAAGUUCAGCUCCUUGAAAUUGCUCAAGUCCCUGAUGAACAUGUCAAUGAGUUCAAGUCUAUAGAAAAGUUUAAAAUUUUCAAUACAAACAAUUUGUGGGUCAACCUGAAUGCUAUCAAGAGGCUUGUGGAAGCUGAUGCACUCAAGAUGGAGAUCAUUCCAAACCCGAAGGAGGUCAAUGGAAUCAAGGUUCUUCAACUGGAAACUGCAGCUGGUGCAGCAAUUAGGUUCUUUGAUCAUGCUAUUGGUAUCAACGUACCUCGAUCGCGAUUCCUUCCUGUGAAGGCAACUUCAGAUUUGCUUCUUGUUCAGUCUGACCUUUACACCUUAGUUGAUGGAUUUGUUAUCCGGAAUAAAGAUAGAGCGAAUCCUACAAACCCAUCCAUAGAAUUGGGGCCUGAAUUCAAGAAGGUUGGUAACUUCUUAAGUCGAUUCAAGUCGAUUCCGAGCAUCAUUGAGCUUGAUAGUCUUAAGGUGACUGGUGAUGUUUGGUUUGGUGCUGGCAUUGUGCUCAAGGGGAAAGUGAGUAUCGCUGCAAAACCCGGGGUGAAGUUGGAGAUUCCUGAUGGAGCUGUAAUUGAGAACAAGGAAAUUAAUGGCCCCGAAGACAUCUGAGAGAGGCCUGUCUACCAGCUUAAGUUUCCCCGAUUUUGGUGUGUUGCAGUAGAUAACGAACGCAUCUUUUAUAUAAAUAGGAAGUAAAAUAAAAUAAAAAAACUUGGAACAGAAGUAGUAUUUGCGUUUUAUAUCACAUAUAUAUGUUGUAUGUCUUGCGGGAGUUUCCCUUGAAUUACUAUUUUUCGAGGUAUGAUGAAAAACAGUGUUCUGAA
Molecule: messenger RNA, 1792 nt
Organism: Gossypium arboreum
Lineage: Eukaryota; Viridiplantae; Streptophyta; Magnoliopsida; Malvales; Malvaceae
Product: UTP--glucose-1-phosphate uridylyltransferase
Exons: 22
Coding region: 180-1577 (465 amino acids)
Biological process (GO): UDP-alpha-D-glucose metabolic process; glycogen metabolic process
Cellular component (GO): cytoplasm
Molecular function (GO): UTP:glucose-1-phosphate uridylyltransferase activity
Source: RefSeq, a predicted model, not a curated record